Molecule: messenger RNA, 829 nt
Organism: Colletes gigas
Lineage: Eukaryota; Metazoa; Arthropoda; Insecta; Hymenoptera; Colletidae
Gene: tsu
Product: RNA-binding protein 8A
Exons: 4
Coding region: 115-615 (166 amino acids)
Biological process (GO): RNA splicing
Cellular component (GO): exon-exon junction complex; nucleus; cytoplasm
Molecular function (GO): mRNA binding
Source: RefSeq, a predicted model, not a curated record
UAGUCUAUGCUUUUAGCCGAUUGUGUUUAAGCGUUUACUUUGUCGUAAACAUAAGUUUUUUUUACUAAACGUUAUUAAUUUAUGUUUGAAUAAUAUACAUAAAAAAAAUUAGCUAUGGCAGAUGUUCUGGACAUUGAUAAUGCGGAAGAAUUUGAAGUAGAUGACGAAGGCGACCAGGGUAUUGCUCGUUUGAAGGAAAAGGCGAAAAGGAGAAAAGGUAGAGGACAUGGAGCAGAAUUGGUUUCUACACGCGAUGAUGUUCGUCAUUAUGAGUCGAUGAAUAUUGUGGAAGAGGACGACGAUGAACCGGGUCCACAAAGAUCUGUAGAAGGCUGGAUUUUAUUCAUAAAUUCAAUCCAUGAAGAAGCACAGGAAGAUGACAUUCAGGACAAAUUUUCUGAAUUUGGACAAAUUAAAAAUUUACACCUGAAUUUAGACAGAAGGACAGGAUUUCUAAAAGGAUAUGCUUUGGUAGAGUAUGAGACAUUUAAAGAGGCUCAAGCAGCUAAGGAAGCAUUGAAUGGAAAAGAAGUCUUAGGACAACCUAUUUCAGUUGAUUGGUGCUUUGUGAAAGGACCAAAGAAAAUAAAGAAGAGAAGUCACAGAAGACGAUGAGAAAGGAAGCAAUUAUUAUUAAACAAAAUUUUUACAUUCUACUGUGUACAAUCUAUUAAAUUAAGGUGACUUUGUAUUUAAGAUAUAAAAAAUGAAAUUAGUUACAUAAUCUGUAACAAAAAUUACUUAACUAUAUUUUAGAAAUUCUGUUUAAUUAAAAACAAUGUAUUGGAAUGAAUCAAUUUAGGUUUGUAAAAGUAAAACGUUAAAUAAA